Molecule: messenger RNA, 508 nt
Organism: Ectocarpus sp. CCAP 1310/34
Lineage: Eukaryota; Phaeophyceae; Ectocarpales; Ectocarpaceae
Source: the annotation of a GenBank genome assembly
CCCGCUCGGUGUGUGCCUACGGAUAGUACGGAAUAGAGCAGACAGGAGGAAACGGGAGGGACUUUUAUUCCCUUGUGGUCACGACCCUUCCGAUACCGCCCGGACAAGGCAACGUCAAGAGAGACUCAGCUUCAGCACGUGGAGGACAGACAGGAUCAACCUCAUUCAGGUGUGGUGUCUAUUUAGCAGGAGGGGCGUAGACGGGGGUCACAGCACCGAGGAUGGCGGAUCCAGGGAAGAGGAUGCCGUGGGGCAUGAAGAUCGGCGGGCUCAAGCCGGGGGCGAAGGAGACCAUCACGGACAAGAAGCUCAAGGCCUUCGUCGUCGGCAAGCAGAAGAAGAGCAGGUUGCAAAAGGAGAGAGAGGUAAAGGAGGAGAAGAAGAAGGAGGCGGACGUAGAAGCAGCCAAGAUCUACGAGCAGUUCGUGCAGUCUUUCGACGGCGGGGGGCCCGACGACGGGAAGACUUUUCUCAGAGGGGGCGUCGCUGGAGGCAGGGGGGGGGGGGG